Molecule: messenger RNA, 207 nt
Organism: Ictidomys tridecemlineatus (thirteen-lined ground squirrel)
Lineage: Eukaryota; Metazoa; Chordata; Mammalia; Rodentia; Sciuridae
Source: the annotation of a RefSeq genome assembly
AUGCCCCAACUAGACACAUCCACAUGAUUUAUCACAAUUCUAUCAAUGAUUCUAGCCCUUUUCUUUAUAUUUCAACUUAAAAUCUCAAAUCACUCUUAUCCGUCUAAUCCCUCUCUUAAAUAUACUAAACUAAUUGAACAUAAAACUCCUUGAGAAGAAAAAUGAACGAAAAUCUAUUUGCCUCUUUCAUUACCCCUACACUUAUAG